Molecule: messenger RNA, 1169 nt
Organism: Misgurnus anguillicaudatus (oriental weatherfish)
Lineage: Eukaryota; Metazoa; Chordata; Actinopteri; Cypriniformes; Cobitidae
Source: RefSeq, a predicted model, not a curated record
AAAAAUCUACUUUCGUUUUAUUUGCUGAGCUGUAGUUAUGUUUACACUGUAGCUGACAUGUCGAACAGAAAUGGUGUUGUUUUUUGUGUUGUACUGGCGGGAUGUUGCUUCAUUUCAUGGAAACGUUUGAGAAUAGGUAUUAAUGAUGUUCUAGUGUUGGCUAGUCGUGGUCUCCUACUGUUGGCCAUCUGUACAUUGGUGAUCUACAUCAUCCAUAGACUCAAGUCUUUCUUCUCUCCAGUGUGUCAAGAACUUCCAGCCAGUGAAUCUAGCAGAUUAAAAGAAGAACUAGUUAGAAUAAAUCAACAAAAUAAACACAAAGAAAAGACAUCUGACUAUGCCGAGGCCGUGAUAAAGCCGAGACAGAAUUCAUUACACCAGCAGAAAAUGGAGCACUAUCAUCGGAUGACAGGAGAGAUGUGGAAACUCACACAGGGUUUUACUGUCGGGGAUGAGACUGAAACACAUGAUGAUGAUGGUGUAGAUAUAAAUGAGACUCCUAUUCAGAGAGCCAAAAGAAGGCAGAGACUGCAGACCGCUGCUGGAGGACCCAUCCAACAGGAAGUCCAGAAACAAAAGAUGGUGAUUGUUUUACCCGAUGAGCCUCAGCCGGACACUGCUGGAGUUGUAAAAAUAGCCCUCAGAUGUCCGAGCGGAAGAACAAUCCACAGGAGAUUCCUUAAAACCUGGAGCUCCCUGCUGCUUCUUGACUGGAUGAAAAAGUCUGGGUAUCAUCCUGUGAUCUACACGCUGUGUACAUCUUACCCCAGAAAACCUCUACUGAUGGCUAAAGAUGUUAGCCUUGAGGACGCUGGGAUCCUUAUGGACACUGUGCUGAAUGUUGAGGAGAAAGAUCCAUCCACUACUUAAACACAUCGCUUUAUCAGACAGAAUGCAACUAGCUGCGUGUAGUAUGAAAAAUAUUGACAUUUUGCUUUUUGUAUCAUUUAAUUACUUUAUAAAUGAAUGCAGAUGGUUUUCAGAAGUACUAUGAAUAGAAUACAUUGCUCUCAUUUCAGUACAGGACUCUUUUUUUACUUUAAUGUUUAUGCAUUAAGACUGCAGUUUCUAACUUCUAAAUUUAUCAGGGUGAACCUCAACAACCUGUGUACAUGUUGUAAAACUUUAUAUUUAUAUAAAGAAAUGUAUUUAAAAUUGUCAUUACAGUA